Messenger RNA from Balaenoptera ricei (Rice's whale), 291 nucleotides. RefSeq names its product transmembrane protein 258-like. Bases 10 to 234 code for a protein of 74 amino acids. The transcript has a single exon. Gene Ontology annotation, biological process: protein N-linked glycosylation. Lineage: Eukaryota; Metazoa; Chordata; Mammalia; Artiodactyla; Balaenopteridae. Gene Ontology annotation, cellular component: membrane-bounded organelle. The record is from RefSeq and is a predicted model, not a curated record.
CUUGCGGCCAUGAGCAGGUACACCAGCCCAGUAAACCCGGCUGUCCUUCCGCAUCUGACCGUGGUGCUGUUGGCCACUGGCAUGUUCUUCACCGCCUGGUUCUUCGUUUAUGAGGUCACCUCCACCGCAUCCACUCGGUGUAUCUACAAAGCGCUCCUCAUCUCUUUCGUGGCCUCACUCUUCAUGGGCUUUGGAGUCCUCUUCCUGCUGCUCUGGGUCAGCAUCUACGUAUGAGCUCCCAAGGGUUCCAACCAGGCGGCUUCACUGAAUCCCUGCUUUUGUAAAUUAGUU